This is a messenger RNA of Schistosoma spindalis, 3871 nucleotides long. Lineage: Eukaryota; Metazoa; Platyhelminthes; Trematoda; Strigeidida; Schistosomatidae. The record is from the annotation of a GenBank genome assembly.
CUUCUCGGAGGGCGGACGACUUGUAAGGGUGCGUUACCUUCUCUCGUGGACCCAAAAUAUUCAAGGUUAAUGAGCUAUACUAGCAUUCAGUUACCACUUACUGGAGUGGGAAAUGCUCUCAACCACUUGAUGCCUAUCGAUUCUACUGUUAACACCGUCAGAACUAGUGACCAGUUAAACGAAUCUUCGUUUAUACAACUAACAGAUAGUGAUGGCAACGAAGUUGGGACGCCAAUAUGGAUUCCUUUAGACGUCGACAGAGGCAAACUCACAGAUUUACUAAGUAGUCUUCUUCAAAGAGAAGAUUUGGAUUCUUUGACGUAUGACUUUUUUGUGGGCGAUGUUCAAAUUUUGGAUGAUUUAAAAACAGCUUUAAUUCAAGCACGAGCCAAAGGCACUGAUGCUUCUUUACCGAAAUUUGGAUCAACUGGUCUUGAAGCUGUAGUCAAAGUCACGUAUCAGGCUCAGGCUGUUUUUCGAGUUCGCCCAGUUACUCGUUGUUCAAGUAGUAUACCAGGUCAUAAGGGUGCAGUUCUGGUUGCGCAAUUUUCACCAGACGGAAGAAGUUUAGCUAGUGGCUCUGGAGAUCAAACUGUUCGUUUCUGGGAUCUCAACACUGAAUUACCUCUUAGUACAGGAUCGGAAGUGCACAGAGCUCCUGUUCUCUGUUUGGCUUGGUCUCCAGAUGCAGUACGGUUGGCAUCUGGGUGUCAAGGUGGUAUGAUUUGUUUGUGGCAGCAAAAAGAAACCGGCAAUGAUUGGGGUCUAUGCUCCACCCAUCCUUUAAUUAAACCUCAAUUAGCAGCCACUCCGGCUUGUUCUAAAGGACGGUGGAUACGAUCUUUAUCGUGGAGACCAUUACAUCUAGAUGGAGAAUGCAGACAACUUGCAGUUGCUUAUCAAGAUUGUUCAAUAGUUAUUUGGGAUACGUAUACUGGCCAGCCAAUUCAUACAAUUACUGGUCAUGAUAAACCAGUUGUGUCUGUACGUUGGGGUGGAACAGAUUUAAUUUAUUCUGCUAGUCAGGACCGUACAAUUCGUGUAUGGAGAUCUAAAGAUGGUGUGUUAUGUCGUACAUUAAAUUUGCAUGGACAUUGGGUAAAUUGUUUGGCAUUGAGUACUGAUUAUGUACUACGUACUGGUGCAUUUGAUCCUGCCUGUGCUCAGUUAGUCAAAACAGUUCCUGUAUUAUCAAAAGAUCCAGAGGCUAAGUUGAAGUUGGCUGAAACAGCAAAAUCACUAUAUGAAAAAGUUAAGGGUUCUAAUCCUGAGAGAUUGGUUGCAGGAUCCGAUGACAAUACACUUUCUUUAUGGCAACCAGAAAUCGAUAAAAAACCACUUGCUCCCCGUAUGACUGGUCAUCAAGGAGUUGUGAACGAUGUGAAGUUCUCUCCAAAUGGUCGUCUUCUUGCUAGUGCUAGUUUUGAUCAUUCUGUCAAAAUUUGGGAUGGUUUUACAGGACAAUUUUUAGCUACUAUGUUCGGUCAUGUUCAAGAUGUGUAUCUAGUCUCUUGGUCAGGUGACAGUCGUCUAGUUGUAUCUUGUUCUAAAGAUUCAACAGUGAAAGUAUGGUCCGUUAAUGAAGUUCGUCGCUGGAAUCAAGAAUCUGUCACAGUAUCUAAAGAAGAAAAGAAAAAACAAAUAUUUGCUAGUGAUGUAGCCGGUAAGAAACGACCCAGUUCAUCAUCGUCAUCAAUACACCAACGUAAACGCCAUUUGCUACAUGAUUUACCUGGACAUUCAGAUGCAGUUUAUGCAUUAGACUGGAGUCCUGAUGGACAAUAUGUUGUUUCAGGUGGUAAAGAUCGAAUAUUGAAAUUGUGAGUUUUAAUUAGCAAUACGUUUUAGAAAUAAGAUAGUUUUCGUCACGAAUAACAGUAAGCAGAUAUAUUUUUUAUUUACAUACAAAAAUAUUAAGUGGUUGUAUUCCCCUCAUGUAAAUUGAUAUCUAUCUUUAUCUCCUAAUGUUUGAAAGUUUUAAUUUCAGCUUUAUCAUGUAUUUCAUCAGUUAAGUUAACUAGCCUAUGUCUCAUUUUAUCUCAUUCUUAGCGAAUACGAAUGUACUUACUUACGCCUCUUACUCCUCGUGGAGGAGUAUAGGCCACCCACCAUCAUCCUCCAUCCAACUGUUUCCGGGACUGUGCUUUCCAGUUGCUAUUCAUCCUUUUCAUGUCCGCUUCCAAUUUCCGACGUAAUGUGUUGUUCGGCCUUCCUUUUUCCCGUUUCCCUUCAGGAUUCCAAGUUAACGCUUGCCUCGUGAUGCAGUUUGGUGAUUUCUGAAAUGUAUGUUCUAUCCACUUCCAACGUCUUUUCCUAGUUUUCUCCUCAGCUCGAAGCUGGUUUGUUCUCUCCUACAAUAGGCUGUUAUUGGUGGUAUUCGGUGAACAGAUAUUGAGUAUCUUGUGUAGACAAUUGUUUAUAAAUACUUGCACGUUUACUAUGAUGGUUGUGGUAGUUUUGUAAGUUUCAGCUCCGUACGGUAGAACUGUCUUGACGUUCGUAUUGAAUUUUGUAACUUUGAUAUUGGUUGACAAUUGCUUGGAACUCCAUAUGUUGUUCAACUGUAGGAAUGCUGUCCUUACCUUCAUGUGUGCACCUGAUCCUCCUUGUUAAUCGAGUAUGCUGUCCAGCUACAUGAAAGUUUCCACUUCUUCUAGAGCUUCUCCAUCAAGUGUAAUAGGGUUGGUGCUCACUGUGUUGUAUUCAAGGAUAUUGCUUUUUCCGUUGUGUAUGUUGAAGCCUACUGAUGCAGAGGCUGUGAUAAGAAUGUGUGAGAUAACAAUUCUCCACAGUUUUAUGCUAUGUGUUGUCUACUGAUAUUUGUAAAGCUUGGUGAAAUCUAAGUUACUGAGAUGGGGAAGAAAUUAUGUUGGAUCAUCUGUUCAUAUGGCUCAGUGUAGUUUAUUGAUUUAUUAUCGUGUUAAACCGUACACGAAAUCGUACUAAUCUGGUAAAAAGCGAUAUACUUUACAUGCAUAUUUCAUCUACUAAGGUUGUGAUAAUCGUUUUCAUUCGAUUCUAAAUAAAUGCACCCAAAGAGUCACUCUUGCCGUGAAUUCUUACACUUCAUUAGAUUUUUUAAAAUAUUUCGUUCAAUCACAUAGAAAUAGUAAUCAGUGGUAUUUUUCAUAAACGCAUUUUUAUGUAAAUGUUAAUACCUCCCUUUUUAGAAUGAUUGUUAUCAAUAGCUAUCGUUUGUAUAAAACUGAAGCAUCUCAUUACUGAGAUCAGUUAGUGGUUAUGCUUUUCGAAAAAUUCUAUUUAAUUGCGGUAAACAUCUAUAAUUUUGUAAUCUACAUCACUAACUGAAGACCGGAAAGCACUGAACAGCUUUUCGUCCUAGUAUGAAACUCCUCAGCGUCGUAUAUCGACUAUCACACUAAAGGUCAAAUCCAUGACCUACGAGUCUGACAACAAGCGCUUAACUCCGAAGCUAGUGUUCUUAGAUUCAAUGACUCACAUCUCAUGGAUGUGCAUUGUUGAGAAGUCUCAUGAUAAGAUGAAACAGUUGUUGAAUGAUUCGUGGCUUUUCAAUAGUUUCUUUCUAACUAUUAUUGGUUUGUGAUGUAAACUAUCAAAUCAAACUAAUCUCCCUAAAUAUCAUACCGUUGGUUAACUUAAUUAACGGGGAAUAUUUUCGAUUUUCGUUUUUGUUUCCCCCUACUGUCAAUAAUUCACUUGUUUUCCUUUCUGUUUCAGAUGGCGAGCGUAAAAAGUAUCAGAACAUUAUUUUAUAUUCUUUGCAAAUAUCAUUGAAAAUUUGAUUUUUGCCACCAUGUUGACGGUAAUUUUCUAAAAUAAUUUCCUAUUUGUAGAUAUAAACAUGUACAUGAAAAGAAUUAAUAAAUAAAAUAUAUUACAGUGGUUAGCA